Galeopterus variegatus (Sunda flying lemur) is the source of this 3050-nucleotide messenger RNA. It is a transcript of the gene QTRT2, whose product is annotated as queuine tRNA-ribosyltransferase domain containing 1. Gene Ontology annotation, molecular function: tRNA-guanosine(34) queuine transglycosylase activity. The coding region runs from base 59 to 1093 and encodes 344 amino acids. The record is from RefSeq and is a predicted model, not a curated record. The transcript has 8 exons. NCBI's taxonomy places the organism in Eukaryota, Metazoa, Chordata, Mammalia, Dermoptera, Cynocephalidae.
UAAAACCUUGAGGGUUUUAGAGUUGGGAGGUUUGCGGGACCUAGAGGAAUCCCUUAAGAUGAAGCUGAGUCUUACCAAGGUAGUUAAUGGCUGUCGCCUAGGAAAAAUAAAAAACCUGGGCAAAACAGGGGACCGCACCAUGGACAUCCCAGGCUGCCUUCUGUACACCAAGACUGGCUCUGCCCCACAUCUGACCCAUCACACACUGCAUAAUAUCCACGGGGUUCCUGCCAUGGCUCAGCUUACACUGUCAUCCCUGGCAGAAUAUUAUGAAGUCUUGGCAGAAUAUAAGGAAGGAGUUGGAAAAUUUAUAGGCAUGCCAGAAUCGCUCUUGUACUGCUCCCUGCACGAUCCAGUCAGCCCCUGCCCAGCUGGUUAUAUAACAAACAAGGUGCUUCAGAAAAGUGUGAUCAUUGGAGUGAUUGAAGGUGGAGACGUGAUGGAGGAGAGGCUGAGAUCAGCACGAGAGACAGCCAAGCGGCCUGUAGGUGGCUUCCUUCUGGAUGGCUUUCAAGGGAAUCCAACGACCCUGGUGACUAGACUGCACUUGCUGUCAUCAGUGACUGCAGCGCUGCCGGAGGACAAACCAAGGCUCAUCUGUGGUGUUAGCCGACCAGAUGAGGUGCUUGAGUGUAUUGAAAGAGGAGUGGACUUAUUUGAGAGUUUUUUCCCUUAUCAAGUGACAGAGCGGGGAUGUGCCCUAACUUUCAGCUUCGAUUACCAGCCAAAUCCUGAAGAGACAUUAUUACAACAAAAUGGGAUACAAGAAGAAAUAAAAUAUGUGGAUCAAAUAAAAAAAAUUAAAACAACUGGAUGCAAUGAAGAAAUGACAUCAUUUGAAAUUAAUCUGAAGGAAAAAAAGUACCAGGAAGACUUUCACCCAUUGGUGAGAGGGUGUUCCUGUUACUGCUGUAAGAAUCACACUCGUGCAUACAUCCACCAUCUGCUGGUCACUAAUGAGCUGCUGGCCGGAGUCCUCCUUAUGAUGCACAACUUUGAACACUACUUUGGGUUUUUCCACUCCAUCCGGGAAGCACUAAAAAGUGACAGACUGGCAAAGUUGAAAGAGCUCAUCUGCAGGCAAGCAUCUUGAGACCUGGAAAAUACAAGUCUGACUGUUCACAUUGAGCUUGUACCACUGUUAUAACAUGGGAAGAAGCAAAGAAGAAAUGAUCUUAGUUUUAAUCAUUUAAUUAGUUUGGAAAUAAGGUCUGCUGAAAUAGAGAACAUCUGUACUAAACUGCCCACAUAAGGGUGAAGAGAUUUCUUUUAAGGACUUAAAUGACAUGGAUAGAGCAGAAAGAAAUGAACCAUGACCUUUAAAAUUACUAGGUUAACUAGGCAAUAGAGAUUCAUUUAGUCAAAGACGAAAGCUUUAGAUGUGGGUGAUGAAGUGGGAGUGAUGAGCUUCUGAGGGACCACUGGGUUGGAUUGGGGCUUGAUAGCAGAUGACUGUUCAUGAGUAGCAUGACCUCUGUGGACACAGGCCUGUUGACUGGAGAAGGAAUCUGGCCGAGUUGAGGGUUUUCUGUAUUUUGAUCUUCAUACUCUCAGGGGGCUCUUUUGGAUUCUUUUUACCUUCCACACUGUCCUGGCAAUGUAAUCAGUCACAGUGUCUCUUGUGUCUUAACCAGGCUGUCACAUCCCUGGAAUGUGGGGCUCAGACACUCCUAUGAUCAGUUGGCCCACGUCACACUCCUUCAUUUGGCCACAUGAUCUAUUUAUAACUUGUCUUCCUAGAGCCAGUGCAAUUGUCUUUUAGGCGCCAAAAGGUUGCUGAGCUGCUUUCAUCUCGUCAUACAGAUCCACUCUGAUCUGUCCCCCAACCUCAACUAUAGUCUAACCACAUAUAUAGUCUUGUGGAGAUUUGUUCACAGUAUGUGCACUUGGACGGAGCCCUGAGCUGGCAAUUACAGGAUUGGUUUCAGUCCUACUCAUUGUGACACCUGGGCAAGUCACUUAACCUUUCCCUGCCCAUUUCCUCCUGAAUAAAUGGGGAUGGCCAUAAUGGAUAGGACUGAAUGAAUUUCUAAGAUUCUGUCUAGCUCUAAAAUUUGAGGAACAAAAAGUUUUAGAUUAGAGCCAUAGCCUUACUUGUUAUUCUUGUGUAUUAAUCACUAAUGGCCAGAUGAAAAACAAAGUGGUGCCAGGAGACUGGCAACAGUAGAGAUAUCUGAGAGCUUAAAAAGAGGUUUAGUCUGUGGAUUUUGAAGUGGUUGGUGAAUUGGCAUCAGCAGAUCCUGAGGCUGGGGGGUCCUUCCUAGGCCAUGUCUUAUUCUAUGAUUUUUUUCUGCUCAUGCCAAAGGAGUGACAUUUUUGUUGAUGGUGUAACAUAAUUUUUGUUUUCUUUGUGCUUUACUAUAUUUGUCAAGUUUUCUAUAAGGAAUAUACAUACAUGCACGUGCACACACACAGUUUUUGUAAAAACAAUAACAAAACCAAAAAGAUACCUCUUCUUUUUGUAGGGAUAAGAAAUACGUUUGUUUAUAUGCAUACUGGAUUGUACUGUUUGUUCAAAAUUUAGUGGGCAUUACUGAACACUAUAAUUAUUAUGUGGUUUUUAUAUUUUUAUGUGUCAGGAGCCUAUCUACUAGGUUUUCUUUUUAGUUGUAUUGGAAUUGGAAUGUCCAGGAAUUUUAAAAAUUAAAAAAUUCAUUAAAGGCAAGGAGUACUUAUGGAAGGCAGAGUUUCUGUUCUCAAGGAUCUGAUUGUUUUGAAAUGGAUUGGGCUUGUUCAUAUGUUCGUAUUUCUGUUCAAUGCCAAACCUAUUGUUGAGGGAAUAAAUAUCUGUAAAUAUCCCAGAAUCCAUAUAAAAUUUAUGAGUUUUAUUUAUGUGUAAAACACUGAAAAUUCUGUCCCACGUUGUUCAGUUUCCUGGGUCUUUUUCUUAUUAGCACAUUUGAAAAAAUGUUUCUUUCCUUUAAUGUAGUAAAUCUAUUAAUGGCAAUAGCCAGUAAACAUUUUUAAUUAAAAAAUUUUACUGUGUAUUGCUUUCUGUAAAUGGUAGUGUGUCUUUUAAACAAAAUAAUAAAUUUCCACUGAACCAGAAA